Onychostoma macrolepis is the source of this 1443-nucleotide messenger RNA. It is a transcript of the gene c06h17orf67, whose product is annotated as chromosome 06 C17orf67 homolog. NCBI's taxonomy places the organism in Eukaryota, Metazoa, Chordata, Actinopteri, Cypriniformes, Cyprinidae. The record is from RefSeq and is a predicted model, not a curated record. Bases 148 to 411 code for a protein of 87 amino acids. The transcript is spliced from 4 exons.
GAGUCGUCUUCUUCUGUAGCCUAUCCAGUGGCCUGUUAGCAGGGGUGCUGUGGGGGUAACUUCUAAAUGACGUUGUCGUGUAUUUCUCCUCCUCAUAAGUUGGGUUAACACUCAAGUGCAGUUAUUUCGAACUGAGGACGGACGGAAAUGAAAAUGAAGCUGUUGGUAUGCCUUUUUUGCGUGGUCUUAUUGACCUUCUGCACUGAUGCAAGCCCCAUCAUUAAGGAGAGUUUUGCAAAGCAGCUGCUCCGCACCAAGAGACAGAAGCCUGGACACCCUGAUGAACCUAUGAGGGAACACAUGCUGCAUAUGCAGAGGCUGGAGCAGAGGGCUCGAGAGACCAGCAUGGAGCAUUGGAUGAACCCUCAUUGCUUCCCUCGCUGUGACCGCAAUUACGGCUACCCUGUGUAACAGGCCUGCUGUGAUCCACAGGGCGAAGACAGGAAUUCCGGCGACGACAAAGCUGAUAAACACCAUGAAAUGGAUUACAAUGAGAACGAAAAGACCUAGAAAUGCCGAGGAGGCCAAGGACACAAAAUCCACGAAGACACACACCUAGACGCAUUUUAGAUGUCUUAUUUAGAUGAAAAAUCUUAGAAUCGUUAGAAGAAUAAGAACGAAUUACGAAAUUGCAUUUUGAAUAAAAUAAAAAUGUUGUGCUCUAAAUUUUGAUUGUGACUGUGGCUUUCAUCUUUCGGGUUUUAGUAGUAUUUUAGUUGUAGGCCUAUUAUGACAUAAAUUCGAAACUAAAAUAAAUAAUUUAAAAGACUGAUGACGCGCAAAUGGUCCACAAACAUAGCCAAGUUUGACCUUUACACGGCAAUAUCUGAAGGCCUAUACUGAUUGAUCGAAAGCACAAUGAAUGUGUUGCAUAAACCUGAAAGAUUACAUUUUGUUACGUGUCACAAAAGAAACCGUAAAGUCCAAAUAAAUAAACAAACAAAUAAAAGCCUGUAAAAUGGAAUCAAGUACCACCAUUGUAUAACACUGUAGAAGUUAAAUAUUUGGGAACUUUAACAUGUAGCCGGUUUUUCCUUUAAACAACGACAUCUCGUUUUGCAUUAAAUGCUACUCUAACUGGGCAAAUAAGCAUUUUACGUGUUUUUUUUUUUUUUUACAGGACUAAUACAAACACAUAUACAUAAUAUUGUAAAAUUAUGACUGUAGGAUUCGCGUAGCCUAUAGACAUUAGAUAUGCGCUUCUCUAUUUAAUGUCAUAUUAAAGAACUUUAAUUCGCACAAUUAAUCGAUAAUCACAAUUACAAUCGCCCUACAAAAUAAUUAGAAGUCUUUAAGUUUAUACAAUUUAACAUUACUACAUAUUUAUAAAUACGAAUUUGAGCUGAAGUAAAGAGAAACAAAAGAAACGUGUUCAUUAUUCUACACUUUACUUUUGAUUUUGGGAUGAAAAUUAGAUUUUCUUUUUACACCUUUAUGCGUGUA